UGGCGGGCUGGAGCUAUACGUCCCUGGGCCAGGCGCCGGACCUCGGGGAACUGUUCUGCCCCGGGGGGCUGUGAGGGUCGCACGGUAACCCACCCGCUGGGUCUGCGCGGCCUGAGCGCCCAGGGGAAGCGCCCGCGCGGCGAGGGGCGGGGCUUGCGGCAGGGGCCGCUCGACGCGCUCGGCGCUCGUCAGGCUGCCCUGCGUGCGGCGCUCGGCGGUUCCGGGGCUGCCGGCAUGUCGACCGCCAUGAACUUCGGGUCCAAGAGCUUCCAGCCGCGGCCCCCGGACAAGGGCAGCUUCCCGCUGGACCACUUCGGCGAGUGCGAGCACUUCAAAGAGCGGUUCUUGAAGUGCCUGCGGGACCGUCGCUUUGAAAAUGCUCUGUGCAGAAGCGAGUCGAGAGACUACCUGCAGUGCCGGAUGGACAGGCGACUGAUGGCACAGGAACCACUGGAAAAGCUGGGCUUUGGAGAUUUGACGGGCGGAAAGUCAGAGGCAAAGACCCAGGUUUGACGGCAGGACCAGGCCAUGUCUUCCAUGCAGUCCAGAGCCCGUCGUCUAACCCUGUCACCUGGCAUCCCCUGGUGAGGCAGCGUGACUCGGAAGGCCCUGGAGGUAGUCCUUCAAAAUCAAGACAGACACCCACCUCAGUGGGUGAGGCUUGUAUCCAGGGACACAGUUCAUGUUCUGAAGCUCCUCGGAUUGUUUUGAAAAAUUAUUCUUUUAGAUUCUCUUCCACCUGAGUGGGAGGUUUAUCUUUAAAUCUAUGCAUGUGGCAGAGUUCCUAGGGGUGCUCUGCCAGGUGGGAGGCUCCUCAGAGUGGGCUUGAGCCACCUGUGCAUGGUGAUUGCACAUCACAAUAAAUACGCCGCACAGAGCCCCAAUCCGGGCGGCCUCAGCUUCAGUCCGUCGUCCACACGACUGUCUGAGAACCUUCCCUGGCAAAGUAGCUUGUUUUGUACUUAAGUGCUUGUUCAUGUCCUUUUUGCUCUUAAACAGAAAUAGAGUACAAUUGAAGAGGAUCGUCUGUCCUCUUAUUUUCUGGUACUGUCUGAAUACCAUGUAUUUGUCUAAUCAGAAGGUUGUUUUCUGAUUUUUAUCAGACUGUUUAUAAAACUAGAUGUCUGCUAUCA
Manis pentadactyla (Chinese pangolin) is the source of this 1133-nucleotide messenger RNA. Its product is annotated as cytochrome c oxidase assembly protein COX19. Bases 235 to 513 code for a protein of 92 amino acids. Gene Ontology annotation, biological process: mitochondrial respiratory chain complex IV assembly. Gene Ontology annotation, cellular component: mitochondrial intermembrane space. NCBI's taxonomy places the organism in Eukaryota, Metazoa, Chordata, Mammalia, Pholidota, Manidae. The record is from RefSeq and is a predicted model, not a curated record. The transcript has 3 exons.